AGACACGUCAGCUCAAAACACACACUAUUAAACUUAAACUUGUAAAAAAAUACAUCGGUAUAAUAGCGCAAUAUUGGUUCCUCCUUAUGUGGUGAGGUAUUGUCCUGGCUUCAUUACCAGUCUCGUACAAUCAAGGAUGACAUUUAUUGUAAAGUUUAGAAUAUAUAUUAGAAUCGUGCAAGCUUAUAUUUUAAAGUUUGUAUAAACUAACAUUGCGUUUUGCAUUAUUUAAGUUGUACUUUUCGAAUGUACAUUUUGCAGACACAGAUAUAGGAACGCAAUUCAAACAAAAUAUAUAAACGCCUGUUUUACAAAAGUUUUCACUUGAAAGAAAAAAAUGGCAGCUCAAGUGGUGGCGAUUAUGAAAGUUUUGUUGUUGGUUUUGUUUGUUGAGUUGACCGGAUGUACAGAUCCGAAAGUCUAUUGGUCGAUGGACAAGACGUUGGGGAACCAAAUUACACCAGACAUUGGGAAUGUGGCGGUAUUUACUUUCAACACUGGAGGAUCAUUCGUGAACGGUUACAAUGGCAAUGCGUUACGUCUGUACCAAACAAGCGACACAUUCAAUGGAGUCGGGGCCGUCGCGGAUAAGUGCGUAUUCGAACCAGCCAACCAAUGCAAUGGAGGAUUAACAGCAGCCGCGUGGUUGCGACCGCAUGCGUGGGCUGCUGAUACAAUCGUUAUAACAACGGGUAAACCCCCCCUAUUGGUCCCCGGAUUCACCAUUUAUCCGCGAACGUCAAUAUUUCAACGAGAGAUAAUUGCUGACGUCAUAUCGUCCAGUGGUUAG
Molecule: messenger RNA, 790 nt
Organism: Ciona intestinalis (vase tunicate)
Lineage: Eukaryota; Metazoa; Chordata; Ascidiacea; Phlebobranchia; Cionidae
Source: RefSeq, a predicted model, not a curated record